UCCACUGUCCACAGGAAGCUGUUUUCCUACCUGCCACAUCGAAGAUGCCCCGAGGCUCUCUGGAGUAAUGAGGAUGGAUCAGCUCUCCGGGAGAUGCUGCAUAACCACUCCUUUGUGGGCUGCGUGAAUCCCCAGUGGGCCUUGGCGCAGCAUCAGACCAAGUUAUACCUUCUCAACACCACCAGACUUAGUGAAGAACUGUUCUACCAGAUUCUCAUUUAUGAUUUUGCCAAUUUUGGUGUUCUGAGGUUAUCGGAGCCAGCACCGCUCUUCGACCUGGCCAUGCUCGCCUUAGACAGUCCCGAGAGUGGCUGGACAGAGGAGGACGGUCCCAAGGAAGGACUUGCCGAGUACAUUGUCGAGUUUCUGAAAAAGAAGGCUGAGAUGCUUGCAGACUACUUCUCUCUGGAGAUUGAUGAGGAAGGGAACCUGGUUGGAUUACCCCUUCUGAUCGACAACUACGUGCCCCCGCUGGAGGGUCUGCCUAUCUUCAUCCUCAGACUGGCCACUGAGGUGAACUGGGAUGAAGAAAAGGAAUGUUUUGAAAGCCUCAGUAAGGAAUGUGCGAUGUUUUACUCCAUCCGGAAGCAGUACGUGUCUGCAGACUCAACCCUUUCAGGCCAGCAGAGUGAAGUGCCCGGCUCCACUGCAAAGCCCUGGAAGUGGACUGUGGAGCACGUCAUCUAUAAAGCCUUCCGCUCCCACCUGCUGCCUCCAAAACACUUCACAGAAGAUGGGAACAUCCUGCAGCUUGCUAACCUGCCUGACCUGUACAAAGUCUUUGAGAGGUGCUGACUGUGGUCGCCUGGGGACUCUGGGGUGGUUUGUUCUUCCUUCUGUGUCCUGAUGUCGGUAGGUGGAACUUUCACCUCACGUACACCUUCUCACUAGGAGAACUGCUUCAUGUGUGGCAGACUGACUAUAAAUAAAUAGCCAAAUUUGUCCUGAG
This is a messenger RNA of Odocoileus virginianus texanus, 949 nucleotides long. NCBI's taxonomy places the organism in Eukaryota, Metazoa, Chordata, Mammalia, Artiodactyla, Cervidae. The record is from RefSeq and is a predicted model, not a curated record.